AUGCCGGCCUCCAACCCUCUCGUGUUCUUCGAGGUGACCCUGAACGACGCACCGGCCGGACGCAUCGAGAUGGAGCUGUACGCGAAAGAGGUCCCCAAGACGGCGGAGAACUUCCGCGCGCUGUGCACCGGCGAGAAGGGGGUCAGCAAGAGCGGGAGGCCGCUCCACUACAAGGGGUCCACAUUCCACCGCGUGAUCCCUGGGCACAUCUGCCAGGGCGGCGACUUCACCCGCGGCAAUGGAACCGGCGGCGAGUCCAUCUACGGCGACAAGUUCCCCGACGAGAAUUUCAGUCAAAAGCACGAGAAGUACGCGGUGUCCAUGGUCAACGCCGGGCCCAACACCAACGCAUCCCAGUUCUUCAUCUGCUGCGAGGAAGCCCCGUGGCUCGACGGUAAGCACGUCGUCUUCGGGAGGGUCGUCCGUGGCAUGGACGUCGUCAAGAUCAUCGAGGAUGUGGGGUGCAGCAGCGGCGCCACCUCCAAGGUGGUCAAGAUCGCCGACUGCGGCCAGGUCUCCUAG
Messenger RNA from Miscanthus lutarioriparius, 522 nucleotides. Lineage: Eukaryota; Viridiplantae; Streptophyta; Magnoliopsida; Poales; Poaceae. The record is from the annotation of a GenBank genome assembly.